AGCGCUCGGGACGCGGCCGGCAGUGCCCGGCCACAGCGGCAGGAGGAGCUGCCGGAGCUGCCGCCGCCCGGCCGGGCCGCUCCUCCCGGGCGGGCCCGGCCCCACGGCGCGCUCGGCGGGUGCCGGUGCCGUGCCCCAGCGAGCGUCGCCCCGCCGCGGCCGCCGAGCCGGCUGCGCCCCAGGCCCGCCUGCCGCCCCCACGCAGCCCGGCGGCGCGGCCCGGCCCUGCCCGGCGGGCGGGAGCAUGGAGCGGCGCGGGGGCCGGCAGCAGGAUUCUGGAGACGGUGUUUCCGAACCGAGGGAGUGGAGACCAGCCGUUUACAGAAAGUGCACGGACACUCUCUGGCUGCUCCUCUUCUUCCUUUUCUGGGCUGGUUUGAUGUUUAUAACUGGCUAUGCUGUGAUGGCUGGUGCUGCAGAAAGACUUGUGCUUGGAUAUGACAGCUUCGGGAACAUAUGUGGUAGGAAGAACACUCCUGUAAAAGGGGCACCCCUUUCUGGACAGGACAUGACUAAUAAAAAGUAUGUGUUCUUUCUGAAUUCAUGCGGCCUGGAAAUGCAGAGCCUCAGAAUCAGUUCACUAUCCUUGUGUGUGUCUAGUUGUCCACAAGAGCAACUCAACUCUUUGGAAGACCUCCAGAGUUUUGCAAGGAAUAAUGGUUCUUGUCUUUGUAUUUACAACCUGAACAUUUCCAGUUACACAGUAAAUCCAAAGGCAGCUGAGCUGUGUCCCACACUGCCAGUUCCACCAAGUAAAUCUUUUCCAUUAUUUAAUCGAUGUGUUCCACAAAAUCCUGAAUGCUAUUCCAAAUACGCGUCUGUCUUAAUAAGUAUGGUUAACGAAAUGGACGUUUUUCACCGAAUUCUGAGUGGAAUAUUGGCAGGAAGAGAUACUGUGAUAGGACUGAUUGUCCUUGCGCUAGCCUUCACUGUUAUACUGGUUUUAGCCUUCAGAUUCAUUCGGACGCUUCUGGUCCAUAUUUUGAUUGCACUGGUUGUAUUUGGGUUGUUAUUUGUCUCAGGUGUUCUCUGGUGGCUCUAUUACGACUACAGGAACGAUCCCAGCACUGAAUUGGAAACAGAAAAGGAAAAUGUCAAGUUUCUACUUGGAUAUGCUAUCUUCUCAACAAUAGUUACCGUUGUUCUGCUUUCCCUUAUACUUGUACUGAGAAAAAGGCUUCAGUUCACUGUACAGCUUUUUCGGAUUGUUGGUAAAAUCAUUGGCAGAAUUCCUUUCCUCCUGUUCCAACCAGUCUGGACCUUUCUGAUUCUCAUUGCAUUCUGGGUGUUUUGGGUUGCUGUACUACUUAGCUUGGGAACUGCAGGUACUGCACAGACUACUUCAGGAGGACAAGUAGAAUACAGAGCUCUGUCUGGAAUUUGCUACAUGGCAUGGUAUCAUUUCGUUGGCCUUAUCUGGACCAGUGAAUUCAUUCUUGCCUGUCAGCAAAUGACAGUUGCUGGGGCAGUGGUUACUUGUUACUUCAACAGAAAUAAAAAUAGCCCACCAUCUCACCCAGUCCUGUCUUCCAUAUCAGUUCUUUUUUGCUAUCAUCUAGGAACUGCUGUAAAAGGCUCGUUUCUAAUCACAAUACUGAGAAUCCCAAGGAUUAUUCUCUUGUACCUUUAUAGUAUCCUAAAACAAAAGGAGAGUGCAUGUGCAAAGUGCCUGUUCAAGUGCUGUUUCUGCUGGUUUUGGUGCCAGGAAAGUUUCUUAAGAUACUUUAACCAGCAUGCAUACACAACUACAGCCAUAAAUGGGACAAAUUUUUGUACAUCAGCAAAGGAUGCUGUCUUUAUUUUGGCGAAGAAUUCUGCUAAACUUACAUCCAUUAGCUGUUUUGGAGAUUUUAUCCUAUUUCUAGGAAAGGUGUUUGUUGUAUGUUUUACUGUUUUUGGAGGAUUAAUGGCAUUUAACUACCAUCGGGAGUUGCAGGCUUGGGUAGUCCCCCUGUUGCUGGUUGGAUUUUUUGCCUACGUGAUGUCCCAUAGCUUUCUGUCUGUGUUUGAAGUGACAGCGGAUGCCAUGUUCCUUUGCUUUGCUAUUGAUAUGGAAACAAAUGAUGGCUCUGCAGAGAAGCCAUACUUCGUGGAUCAGGAACUGCUGACCUUUGUGAGUCAGAGUAACAAGUUAACAGAAGGGCAAAAACACAGAAGCAUGAGACCUUUCCAGGAUAAUGAAGAUGGGAUGGAGCUCCAACCUAUGGAAACCCUCUGCUGAUGCGACAUGGAUGUGUUCUCAUCCUUCUUCCCAUUCCACAGCGUGCCCAGCAGAGGAAGAGAAGGAUUGGACAAAGGCAAGGGGGUGGGAGAUAAAUAUUAUUCAGAUAGUCCUGCACAUGCCCACCGUAGCAAAGUCAGAAGAGUGGUCGCUGUUUGAUUUCAUGCUGGAGCUGCUGAGGUUCCAGAGCUGUAAGAUCAGAGCUUAGAGGCCUUCCCUUUCCCCCCUCACCCCUUUUUUCUUUUUUUCUCUUUCUUUUCUAUCAGUGUAUAUGUUUAUUUACUCUGUUUUAUGCUGGGGUAGAAAAGCUGAGGUGCCACACCCAGGCUUGGGAAAGUCCUGAGAGAAAAUGCUCACUGACAUCUGAAAAAAAUAUUGCAAAUUGCCCAACCUGAGAAGCUGCACCAGCGAGUUCAGCAAUGGGGCAGAUUUUCCCCCAGCAUGGGGGGGCCAGGCCAGGGCUGCCGAAGAGAUUCUGCAGCAACAGCUAUUCUGGCUCCUACGCUUGCUGGACACUGCUACUCGUGUCUUGUGCCCUCCGAGCUGCUGCUUACACGUCUGUGAUUUUUCUUGGUCUGCUUUCAAGAGGUACCAGGCUCUAGUGAACUGUCACGCAAUCUUGUGGGCGUUCUGCUAAUUGGCAGAGCACUGCUUCAGUUUAUUGCUACAGCGAGGGAUAGUUGUGCUUGGGUUUUUUUCAUUGUUUGGGUCUGUUAUUGCAUUCUUCAGGAAUUUUUUGCUGAGCCCAGAAACUGGGGGGAUGUGGGGGAUUAUUCCCUGCAAGAGGAUUGUGGAUUUGAGACACAAGAGAACCUUAAUUAUUUUCCCUGUUUGCUCUUACAGCAUUUAAAUGCAGUAACAGGACUAGUGCUACACAUUAUUUGACUCCUUUUUU
Falco peregrinus (peregrine falcon) is the source of this 3116-nucleotide messenger RNA. It is a transcript of the gene SLC44A3, whose product is annotated as solute carrier family 44 member 3. Lineage: Eukaryota; Metazoa; Chordata; Aves; Falconiformes; Falconidae. Gene Ontology annotation, biological process: transmembrane transport. Gene Ontology annotation, cellular component: membrane. The coding region runs from base 245 to 2221 and encodes 658 amino acids. The transcript has 16 exons. Gene Ontology annotation, molecular function: transmembrane transporter activity. The record is from RefSeq and is a predicted model, not a curated record.